Messenger RNA from Sorex araneus (European shrew), 2201 nucleotides. It is a transcript of the gene VPS33B, whose product is annotated as VPS33B late endosome and lysosome associated. The record is from RefSeq and is a predicted model, not a curated record. Bases 139 to 1992 code for a protein of 617 amino acids. The transcript has 23 exons. Gene Ontology annotation, cellular component: CORVET complex; lysosome. Lineage: Eukaryota; Metazoa; Chordata; Mammalia; Eulipotyphla; Soricidae. Gene Ontology annotation, biological process: intracellular protein transport; vesicle-mediated transport.
GCUGUGGCUCCCGGUACUUCCGGGAGGUGUCAGGCCGGGGGCUGCUGCUCUGCGCGAGCGGACUCGGGUGUAGCCCCCGGCCGUGUCCAGCGGCGCGGGUCUCCGAGGCCGCGGCUGUCGUCUUGCGGGGCCGCUGCCAUGGCUUUCCCGCACCGGGCGGACGCCCCCGAGCUGCCGGACUUCUCCAUGCUCAAGCGGCUGGCGCGGGACCAGCUCAUCUACCUUCUGGAGCAGUUGCCUGGGAAGAAGGACUUGUUCAUCGAGGCUGAUCUCAUGAGUCCUUUGGAUCGUAUUGCCAACGUCUCCAUCCUCAAGCAACAUGAAGUGGACAAGCUGUACAAGGUGGACAACAAGCCAGUCCUCAGCUCCAGUGAACAGCUCUGCUUCCUGAUCAGGCCCCGCAUCCGGAACCUGCGCUACAUUGCCAACCUCGUCAAUGCUGACAAGCAGGCAGGCCGAGCUCGGAGAUACAAAGUGAUCUUCAGCCCUCAGAAGUUCUAUGCCUGUGAGAUGGUGCUGGAAGAAGAGGGUAUCUACGGAGAUGUCAGCUGUGAUGAGUGGGCCUUCUCCUUGCUGCCCCUGGACGUGGAUCUGCUGAGCAUGGAGCUGCCGGAAUUUUUCAGGGACUACUUCCUGGAAGGAGAUCAGCGCUGGAUCAACACUGUGGCCCAAGCCUUGCACCUGCUCAGCACGCUCUACGGGCCCUUCCCCCACUGCUACGGCAUGGGCAGGUGUGCCAAGAUGGUGCAUGAAAUGUGGAGGACCCUGGAGGAGGAGGAGGAAGGGGAGACCAAGGGCCGCAGGCCAGAAAUCGGCCAUGUCUUCCUCUUGGACCGAGAUGUAGACUUCGUGACGGCACUCUGCUCCCAGGUGGUCUACGAGGGCUUGGUGGACGAUACCUUCCGCAUCAAGUGUGGGAGUGUGGACUUCGGCCCUGACGUCACGUCCUCUGACAAGAGUCUGAAGGUGCUGCUCAAUGCUGAGGACAAGGUCUUCAGUGAGAUUCGCAACGAGCAUUUCUCCAACGUCUUUGGCUUCCUGAGCCAGAAGGCCCGAAACCUGCAGGCUCAGUAUGAUCGCCGGAGAGGCAUGGACAUCAAGCAGAUGAAGAACUUUGUGUCCCAGGAACUCAAGGGGCUGAAGCAGGAGCACCGGCUGCUGAGUCUCCAUAUUGGGGCCUGCGAGUUCAUCAUGAAGAAGAAAACCAGGCAGGACUUCCAGGAGCUCAUCAAGACUGAGCACGCACUGCUGGAGGGCUUUGGGGUCCGCGAGAGCACCAGUUACAUAGCAGAGCACAUAGACCGGCAGGUGUCGCCGAUUGAAAGUCUCCGCCUGCUAUGCCUGCUGUCGCUUACGGAGAACGGAUUGAUCCCCAAGGAUUACCGCUCCCUGAAGACGCAGUAUCUGCAGAGCUACGGCCCUGAGCACCUGCUCACCUUCUCCAACCUGCGCCGCGCCGGGCUACUGACAGAGCAGGCCCCGGGGGACACGCUCACGGCGGUGGAGAGCAAGGUCAGCAAGCUGGUGACCGACAAGGCUGCAGGCAAGAUCACCGAUGCCUUCAGCUCUCUGGCCAAGAGAAGCAAUUUCCGCGCCAUCAGCAAGAAGCUGAACCUGAUCCCACGUGUAGACGGCGAGUAUGACCUCAAAGUGCCUCGUGACAUGGCCUAUGUCUUCAGCGGUGCCUACGUGCCCCUCAGCUGCCGAGUCAUUGAGCAGGUACUGGAACGACGAAGUUGGCAGGGCCUGGAGGAGGUGGUGCGGCUGCUCAACUGCGGGGAGCUGGUGUUCACAGACGUGAGCAAGGAGGACAAAGCGCCCAGUGAGUCCUCGCGCCUCAUCCUUGUGGUGUUCCUUGGUGGGUGCACCUUCUCAGAGAUCUCGGCCCUGCGCUUCCUGGGCAGAGAGAAAGGAUACAGGUUCAUCUUUCUGACGACGGCUGUCACCAACAGCGCCCGCCUCAUGGAGGCCAUGAGUGAGGUGAAAGGCUGAAGCUUCCCACCAGAGCUGCCUUCCCGGGAUGUGCUCCCCAUUGGGCUUCCUGCUGUGAGCAUGGGGGCACAGAGCUGAUGUGACUGUGGAGAGGCCACAUCUUCCCCCCCAGAGUCCCCUCUUCCUGUUUUGUGAGUGAAAUCCACAAAUACGCACCAGUAUGCCCCAAUUUCAGUACGCCCCAAUUAUAGUUGUUAUUUUACUAAGGA